Molecule: messenger RNA, 2076 nt
Organism: Esox lucius (northern pike)
Lineage: Eukaryota; Metazoa; Chordata; Actinopteri; Esociformes; Esocidae
Gene: itm2ca
Product: integral membrane protein 2Ca
Exons: 6
Coding region: 140-919 (259 amino acids)
Biological process (GO): negative regulation of amyloid precursor protein biosynthetic process
Cellular component (GO): extracellular exosome; Golgi apparatus; plasma membrane
Molecular function (GO): amyloid-beta binding
Source: RefSeq, a predicted model, not a curated record
AAAAAAAAGAAAAAAAGAACUUCCGGUAUACUGAGACAAGCAGCUACAUUGUAUCAGUAACAACAGAAGAGAUUUUAGCUAUCGGUUAUUAGCUAGAAUACACGAAACCCACCUGACCUUUAAGACGACAAUAACAGACAUGGUCAAGAUCACUUUCCAGUCCGUCGUGGGACAGAAAGUCGAGAAGGAGGAGAAUGAUUGCGACAAGACCGAAAUUCUCAUACCCCAUCCAAUGGACGAUGAGGAGGGGGUUCUACCUCCACGCCCUCGGAGGUCUCCACUGAACGGCCUUUGCUGUUUGACCUUUGGCCUGGUGGUGUUUAUGUCUGGUCUGGUACUGGCCUCCAUCUACGUCUACCGCUACUACUUCAUCCCCCAGAGCCAAGAUGAGGGGCUUUUCCACUGCAGGGUUCGAUAUGAGGGCUCUGUGUACGCUCCUCAAAGAGGCAGGCAGGAGCUGGAGGAGAACGUGGGCAUCUACCUGGAAGACAACUACGAGCAGAUCAGCGUGCCCGUGCCCCACUUUGGAGGGAGUGACCCCGCUGACAUCAUCCACGACUUCCACAGGGGGUUAACUGCCUACCAUGACAUCGCUCUGGACAAGUGCUACGUCAUUGAGCUCAACACCACCAUCGUCAUGCCCCCACGGAACCUCUGGGAACUGCUGGUCAACGUUAAGAAGGGGACAUACCUGCCCCAGACCUAUAUCAUCCAGGAGGAGAUGGUGGUGACCGGGAGGGUUCAUUUUCUGCACCGGCUGGGGCCUUUCAUCUACCACCUGUGUAACGGCAAGGACACGUACCGCCUGCAGCGCCGCGCCCGGAGACGCGUCAACAAACGAGGAGUAAGGAACUGCCACCGCAUCCGCCACUUGGAGAACACGUUCGUGGUUGAGACCGUCAUCUGUGAUGGAGCGUAAACCAUUCCCGUCACGACUGCCCGGCCUGACCUCUGAAGGCACAGCAACCUCUCCAGCCACUGUAGCCCUCUUUUGUGGAGAUUCAUAGAAUUACCUUUCAGUUGCACUUGAAGUAUGGUUUUGUUUGGUUGUUUGGUUCCUUUUUUAUAUGUUUAAACUUUUUUCUUUUUUCAAAUGCCAUUUGUUUUGGUGUUGUUUUUGGAAGUUAUAUUUUCCUUGUGUUUGCUGGUUGCAAUAAUACAUGUUUUUUCUCAGAUUGGAUGAAGUUGUUUCUGGUAGCAGAACCACUAAGCCAAUCAUGAAGGCUUCUUUCCACUUACGAGAACUGUGAAAUUCCUCGUUGUCAGGGGAGAUGACCGUUUCCAUGUAUUGUCAAGGUGACUGCACUUUAUUUCCCUGGUUUUGAGACUAUUGCUCUUCCCUUUUCCCUUCCCUGUUGGAAGACCUAGCGCUAUGACAUUUAACCCAAUGUCCUUUUGUAACCAACAAAAAUGUUGUAUUGUGGUGUUAAAUUGCUCUCAGCUUUAUCACAUUUUAUGGUUUAUAUAUAUAUAUGUAUUUUCUGUCUUUGGCUUUAUUAACUCUCACCCUUCCAGACUACUGUAAAUGUGAUGUGGUCUUUAAGGACCAGUGCAUUAAAAAUGGACAACACAAAUUGUUGGUUGAAUUGUUAGUUCUUGUGCAAGUUUUGAACCUCUGAGGCCCUGACUCAGUGUAUAGGACUUAAAAAAUACUCGCCUGAAACAGUAAGUAAUUAAAUGGCAGCAGAAGCUUUUCAGCCGAAGCGGUCUUUCUCUGUAAUACAUUUAAAACUGUUUGUCUCGUUUUUGAUUCCCUUCUUAUCCCUUCAUCUUUUCACUUUCUGCAACGAAGCGUCUUAAACUUUUUGUGGUCUUGAUCCACGCUUGUGUAACUCAUCGUAGAUUUCUGUCUUGAUUUCCCUUCUGCAUGUCUGUUUCUCUGUAAGUAAAAACUGCACUGUUAGAUGGCAUUCUUUUUAAGACCACGUUUUAAGCCUUGGUCCAGAGUCAGAGACUGGACUAACGUAAUGUCUACUGCAAGAGAGUUAUAUCAUAUGCUGUUCUAUACCUUUGACUGGUGUGUAUAUUUUGUCUACUGGUGAAGUCCCUAUCUGUGAAUAAAGUAGUUAAACAACA